Messenger RNA from Plectropomus leopardus (leopard coralgrouper), 1587 nucleotides. It is a transcript of the gene ino80b, whose product is annotated as INO80 complex subunit B. Gene Ontology annotation, biological process: chromatin remodeling. The record is from RefSeq and is a predicted model, not a curated record. Lineage: Eukaryota; Metazoa; Chordata; Actinopteri; Perciformes; Serranidae. Gene Ontology annotation, cellular component: Ino80 complex.
UUGAAUCGGCGGUGCCAACUGGCUGCAUCUCCGCCAAAACAGUGUAACUUUAGCUUAAUUUUAAGUCUCUUACAGACAAAAAUACUCAGGAUUUGCCGUUUAUGCACCACUUUUUUCGUUCAAACUUCAAACUCGGAUCUGUUUUGACGAUGGGAGUCUUUUCAGGCGUCGACUACGUGCUAGCUAAUGUUAGCUAACAUCCCGGCUACAUACGAGUCUGCUCCGUUUUCCCGAUAACUUUCCAGCUGCUAUGUAGCGCUGCAGACCGGCUGUCCAGUGUCCUCUCCUUGGUGCAUAGAUCUGUUGUUUUAUCGUUUCAAUGGGGAAAAGAAAAGACAUGAUUCACCCCAGGUUUCUCGGUGAAGGCGGCUCCAGCCUGCACAGCAUUCACAAGCGGAAACACAAAAAACACAAGAAGCACAAGAGGAAGCACCACAGCUUCGCCGAGGCCCCGGAGCCCGAGCCCGUCGUGGUUCCUCGGCCUCCUCCGCAGCUCCGACUCAAGAUCAAACUGGGCGGACAGACGCUGGGGACCAAGAGUGUUCCCACCUUCACGGUUCACCCCGGUGUGGCUGGUCCUCCCUCUCCCUUGAUGAUAAUUAAUAAUGUUGAUGAUGAUGAUGACGAUGAUGAUGAUGACGACGAUGAUGAUGAAGACGAUGAGCCCUCGGUACCUUUGGAGCAGUAUCGGGCCUGGCUGGAUGAAGACAGCAACCUGGCCACGUCCCCGAUGCCAGACAUGGACUCAGACUCCAUGUUGGGCGGGCCGGUGGACGAGGAGGAGCGGUGGCUGGAUGCUCUGGAGAAGGGAGAGCUCGACGACAACGGAGAGCUGAAGAAGGAGAUCGACGAGUCUCUGCUCACAGCCAGACAGAAAGCUCUGCUUCACAAGCAGCAGAGUCAGCCUCUGCUGGAGCUGCCCAUGGGUUACAAGGAGAAAGAGAUGACGGCUGAGAUGAUGCAGAAGCGGGAGGAACGGGCCCGAAAGAGACGACUUCAGGCAGCCAAGAAGGCCGAAGAGAACAAGAACCAGACAAUAGAGAGACUGACAAAAACCAGCAAGGCCAAAAUCAAAAGCAUGAGAGAGAGGAAGUCCAAGCAGAAUCAGUGUCCCAUGGUCAGGUACAGCGACUCUGUCCAGGGCAUGGCCAUCUCCUUCCCAACAGGGGUCCCUGCUCCCACCCAUGUGCCUCCCCGUCCUCCGCCAGGGGCCCCGAUGAACUGUGGAGUCAGCGGCUGCACCAACCUCAAGAAAUACUCCUGCUCAAAGACCAGGGUUCCUCUCUGCAGCCUCGAGUGCUAUAAGAGGAACCUGCUGCUCGUUCAGAGCACGGCUUAAACUUUAAAGGAUGAAAAUACUAAAAAUAGACGCAGUUUUGUUGGUACAAUCUAUGUGGUGAUGCAAUUAUGCGCAGAGAAGCUUUGUCAAUGUUUUUUCCUGCUGUGACACUGGUUACAAUUAUGCAUAUCAUAUAAACGUCUGUAAAUAUACAAUAUUUCUAUUUGUGAAGACGACUUAAAAUGUUAGGAGAAAGAGCAGAAUUAUGUAAAAGGUUUUGAAAGAAUAAAAGAGGCACUGUUCUUCAA